AUGCUGAAGAGCUUCGCUAAUAUAUACUGGUCCCCAGAUAUCAUCAGUGGAAUUAAUAGUUUGGGAAACCAAUCUCGUGAAUCAAUUCAUCAAUUACAUGAUUUAAGGAAAUUGGUAUUCAGUUACAUCAAUUACUUCUAUGCCAACAGUGAACAUUUAUACAAGCUAGGGAUAGACUUGAAUUCUACAGAAAAUAGUUUUGUGUCUAGAGAUGAUGCCAAGAAGCAGGUUAAUCGUAAAGCAUCGAGUUCAAUCAGAUCUCCAACUGAAUCGGCUAAUGAUAAACAUGAAGAACAGGAUAUAACUGUGGAGUACGCGUAUAAGACGUAUAUUAAUGAUUUGAUGACAGAAUCAACGCUUUUAACAAAUCAAGCUAGUGUGAUCGAAAGGGAGGUAAUGGAGAAUAUAAAUUCAUUCAUCAAGUAUCACGAAUCUAAUGUACGGAUGUCCAUAUCGGAUCUCAAACGUUUGUAUGAAGAUUAUACUAAUACAUAUCAUAAAGUCUUAAAGCUAAAGAAUAGUUAUGAAGAAUUCAUACGAUCAAAGGAAUUGGAACAUGAAUCUAUAGUGGAGAAAACGGCCAAUAUCAGUAUUAGUUCUGACUCUGAAGCUAAUGAAUCAAGUGCAUCAAUAAUCCAAGAAACUGUGGUACCUUCUCCAACAUCAGAUUUUAUCUUUCCUAUUCAUAUUGGUUCUAAAGAAAUUAAUGAAAUAGAAGAACUCCGGACACUCUUAACGGAAAUGCAUUCAACGGUUCCAACUAUUAAACGAAAGAUCGCUAUACCGGGUUCAAAAAAUGAUAUUUUCAGUAGUGAUUCUUUGACAGACUAUAUAAGGAAAAAGAAUAUAUUAGGUAAAGUUCCUACCCGUUCAUCAAUUGAAAAGUUUGGUCAGUCCUUAUUGGAUCAGAAAUUCGUCAUAGGAAGUGGAUUCUGGGGUUCAAAAACUUUCAAGAGUGAAGGAAUAUGGUUAGAAUGGUCUCCAUUGACAGAAUAUAUUAUUUCUUAUGAUUCUAACGAAGAAACAACAACAACAUUGGCUGCUAGUGAAUCAAGAACUUCAAAGUCAGCCAUUGAAGAAUCAUCAACUGCAUUUAUGAACAAUAUGGUUAGCAAUACUUCCAAGCUUUUUAAAACUGUCAAGUCUACUAUGAAGCGUGGAGAACAAUAUGAAAGUCUUGAGGAGAUAGAAGAGCUUUAUGAAUCUGCAUAUCUUGAAUUACAAGCACUUAAAUUUAACUUAGAUAAGGAAAUUCUUGCCAAAUCGCAAGCAUUAGAAACAUUUGAAAAAUUAAGAAUCGAUUUGGUAUAUCUGAGUUUAACCAAAUUACUGACAAUUAUAUACAAUUUUUCAUUAAGUUCAACCACUAGAUUACAUGGAUUUGCAGUUAACUUCACUGAAAACAUUAAUCAAAAAGAGAACCCUCCUAAAGAUCUAGAUAAUUUGAUAAACAAAUUCAGUAGUGGGAUUUUCUAUGCUAGUAAUUUAGUUCCAGAGUCAUUACAGAAAAGUUCUUCUAGUGUACUUCAACCUAAUAGCAACUUCCAAAGCAUCAAAUUAAAAUUCAACUUGUAUAUAGAUAUCCCAUUACAAGUUCUUCUAUAUCAAUCUGCUGAUAAUGAUGAUUCAUCUAGUUUAUUAAGUAUGAGGUCAAUUCCAUUAUUUCUUCAUGACUUAAUAAAACUCAUAGAAAGCAAGGACGAUAAAGUGACCUUACAGGCUGCGUGGAGUAAACCGUUAAAUCAUCAAGAAUAUUGGAGUAUCAAAGAGAAUGCAAUUAAGUUCAUAAAUCAAUACUCAGACAAAUGGGAUGGCAAGGUGACCAAAGAAUCCGAUAUUCAUGCAAGUUUAAUCCACGAUCUUAUUGAGAGUCUUCAAGGUAUAUCUGUCGAUCAUUUAGUAAAUUUUGCUAAAUUAUGGUUACUUGAAGUGUCCGAUUCAAUCAUUCCUUGCCUGGUGUAUGAUUCCUUAUGUGGAUUAUAUAAAUCAUCUUCUACUGAUAAGAGAAAGGAUGAAUUAGUUAAAGUAUUGGGAUUCUUAUCCAGAAGUAAUUUGGCAUCAUUAAUAUUACUUCUUGAACAUAUUGUUACUGCUUUUGAUUUGGCCAGCAUACCUAAUUACGAACUUUCAGAUAAUUUCGAAUCCUUAGAAAGUAACGAUGAUCUCAAAACAGUCGACUCUGUUUCGAGUUUAUUAAACUCAAUGGAUGAAAUAGGUUCAAUUCCGUUCGUGCAUUUAAUCUUAAGGCCAUCUCCAUCAAAAUCUGCUGGUGGUGUUAAACCAGAUAUGAGUAUAUAUGGGUCUAUCCUCCGUGAUUUAUUGGUUUUAGAUACUAGAGGAAAGCUUUUUGAAACACUUGUUGAUAAAGAGAAGGUUUACAAUCAAAAGAGACAAGCGGAACUCGCCCAACCUAUUCCUAAAAUUGAAAUACUUGCACCUGCUAUAACUGAAACCCCUCUGACUCCGGUCAAAGUUCAGAGAUUGAGUAAUGGAAAUAUGGUUCCUCUUAGUCCUAUUCCUUUGAAAGCUGAAUUAUUCUCUCCCAGACCAUUUAGAACUGGUAACACACCAAAUCCUUCUCCUAGAGGAUCUCCUAUACAUAAAAAGAGAGAUUCAUUAAAUGUUUUAGAUACCAUAACCUGA
Molecule: messenger RNA, 2643 nt
Organism: Scheffersomyces coipomensis
Lineage: Eukaryota; Fungi; Ascomycota; Pichiomycetes; Serinales; Debaryomycetaceae
Exons: 1
Coding region: 1-2643 (880 amino acids)
Source: RefSeq, a predicted model, not a curated record